AUGCAGGGUGACGAUCACCUGGACAGAGAGUCACUUAAAUACCAGGUGUUUCCUGAUCACUUUUUCCAGCAUUGGAAUGGGUAUAACAUUGUCUCGCCGUUGCAUGAGCCGGUACCUGUGGGUGCACUUGUGCCUCAGUAUUAUGGGCAUCAUGUUCCUGAUAAGGAUAUCCCGGUGAGGAAGGAGAAGAGGGUGGCGGCGGUUGAUGAUGUUGGUCAGUCUGACAUGGGUGAUGUCGGUGGUGGGGAGGAGCUCCAUUAUCGUAGCCCGAUCAUUCUCAUGGAGAAUUGUGGAAGUCUAAUCGACAUUGACACACUUAAUAUCAAUGAUAAACACGAAUGCACAUCAUUAAUUUUUCGGUUCCAUCACGCAGGGUCGGUCCACCACUCUGUCGCGCCUCGCAACAUUCUCUUCCAGCCAGGUCCUUUGACUGAAUUCCCCCUGUUCCACAUGGCCAACCAGAUGGCACCUAAUCCUCGAGACAGGGUGUUCAAUUUCAGGCUCAUUGAUUUCAGGAGGAGCAAGCUCUUUGGAAAUUCUUUGGUACAUGCAGGAGAGGAGUUCAUUGUUGAGAGGACUAUUGGAGUCCCGAGGACACGGGAUGGAAAUGAGAUUCGUGCAUUUGUAAGACUGUUUUUCUUGUAA
Laccaria bicolor S238N-H82 is the source of this 645-nucleotide messenger RNA. RefSeq lists its product as uncharacterized. The record is from RefSeq and is a predicted model, not a curated record. Bases 1 to 645 code for a protein of 214 amino acids. The transcript has 2 exons. Lineage: Eukaryota; Fungi; Basidiomycota; Agaricomycetes; Agaricales; Hydnangiaceae.